Messenger RNA from Phycomyces blakesleeanus NRRL 1555(-), 1240 nucleotides. Its product is annotated as C2H2-type zinc finger transcription factor. Bases 18 to 1103 code for a protein of 361 amino acids. The record is from RefSeq and is a predicted model, not a curated record. Lineage: Eukaryota; Fungi; Mucoromycota; Mucoromycetes; Mucorales; Phycomycetaceae. Gene Ontology annotation, cellular component: nucleus. The transcript is spliced from 3 exons.
GACCCAUUGUCUUAAUAAUGCCAGCUCCUAUUGAAUACACUCCCCGUCGCAUGAGUAACAUCCUCAAACAAGACAUUAGCUUUGAGCCAUAUGAGUUUCAACUCUAUCACCCUCAGAAUAACGUCAAGGAUGUAUUUGAAUCACACGAUCUCGAAGCUUCAUUUUGCCGCGAUUUCGCUUGUUGUGGACUGGUCCUUAAUGAUCUUCAUGAUCUUCUCCAGCACUAUGAAGAGUGCCAUGUGCGUCUAGAAGAAGAGGAUGAUAAUGCUAGUCUCUCUGAUGAAGACCACGAAUCAUGGUCUCCCCCUUCAUAUUCUCUUACUUCUUUUGAUGACUCCCCAACAAAUCCCCUCAGUCAAGAUAUUCAAGACAUUCAACUUCCAAAAAUCAAUUCAAUCAAGAAAAAGGCUGCGGCAUAUCUAUCUGAUCUUUAUAAUUCUAGUGCAACUGUUUCCCCCUCUUCUUCUUCUUCUACCAUGUCAUCAGAAAAUGAGUUCAUCGACACACAGCUUGUCGAUGAAGAUUCUGCUUCAAAGUCUCAAGGCAAAAAACGUUCUAUCUGUCAGACUGUUGGCUCGGCCAAUGCGCUUGAUCUCUUGACACAGCCCACAUCAAAAAAGUUUGCGCUCUCAAGUUCUUCAACCAGUGACCUCCCCACUCCUGUCUUAAUAGACGAAGAUAUCCUGGCGCAGGCAGGUGCUUUACUGGCAACUGCCAACACAAAUUCAAACGCUGAUAAACCCUACAAGUGUCCAGUCUUUGGUUGCGACAAAGCGUACAAGAAUCCAAACGGUCUCAAAUACCACAAUCAACAUGGUCACUGCAAUCUAGUGUCGGAUGAAAGUGAAAAUGUUGCCUCAAAACCUUACCAGUGUACAAUUGGUGAAUGUGGCAAGCGCUACAAGAACCUAAACGGUCUCAAAUACCACAUUGAGCACUCUCACAUGGCAGCUCUAAACCACACCUUGGCAACUUUUGGUUCUACCAUCUUUCCCCCCUCUGUACAACCAAUAGGCCCCAAUUCAUAUCCAUUUGAUAAUUUGACUGGAGAUGCACAAAACAACCCCCCGGCCACACCAAUAGCCCUUCCAGAACUGUUUUAAAGAAGAAGAAAACAGGUGCAAUCUCUUGACACAAUUAUACAUACCUUCCUUUUCUUUAUUGUCUAAAGAAAAAGAAAGAAAAAAAAAGUCUUUUGUUAUUGUUAUCAUUAUUUUUGUAAAUACACAUCCUUUUCCCC